Heterobasidion irregulare TC 32-1 is the source of this 255-nucleotide messenger RNA. RefSeq lists its product as uncharacterized. The annotation marks the transcript as partial. The record is from RefSeq and is a predicted model, not a curated record. Lineage: Eukaryota; Fungi; Basidiomycota; Agaricomycetes; Russulales; Bondarzewiaceae. The transcript has a single exon.
CCACUCGAAUGGGACGUCUUUCUUCGUAAGGUCGUUAAGGGGUCGAGCCGUAGCGGCGAAGUCUUUGAUGAACCUGCGAUAGAAGUUUCCAAAGCCCAGGAAGGAUUGUACUUCCUUCAGGUUCUUCGGAGUUGGCCAGGCGGCGAUUCCAUCAACCUUGACGGGGUCCAUAGAUAUAUUGUCCGCGGAGAUGAUGAAUCCGAGGUAUUCGACCGUGUCUGUUUCGAAAGUGCAUUUGGAGGGUUUCAAGAAUAG